AUGUCUUCUGGAUUGGAAAAAAAAGAGACACGUAAACGCCUGAUCGUGGUUUUAGAGUUUUGUCCUCUUGAAAUCAUCAGGGUUGGAAAAUCAAGAGAUGCGCGCAUGCAGCUUCUCAAUUGCGAUGAUCAUUCAAAUCUUCUCCGUCGUCAGCAAAGGGACCCGAACGAAUUUCGCCCAGACAUUGUGCAUCAGUGUCUUUUAACCCUUUUAGACUCGCCCCUAAACAAGGCCGGGCUUUUGCAAGUAUUUGUACAUACACGUUCAAAUGUGCUUAUAGAGGUACACCCGCACAUUCGACUGCCUAGAACGUUCCCCAGAUUUGCGGGCCUUUUUGGUACGACAUUUUUUAAUUGUCUAGUCCAACUGCUCGAAAAGCUUUCAAUUAAAUCUUCUGCCGGGGAACGUCUGUUGUCUGUGAUCAAAAAUCCAAUUACAGAUCACCUCCCCCUUGGAGCGGUGAGAAUCGGGCUGUCUGGCGACGACGCAAAAGCAGCAGUUAACAUCCGAAAUUGGAUAUCAAGCGAAUGUUCGGAAAUUGCCAAAGACAAGCCGACCGUUGUGUUUAUAGGAGCCAUGGCACAUGGCUCUGAUGAUUUUGAAUUUGCGGAAAAAAAAAUCAGCAUAUCUAACUACCCGCUAUCCGCAUCCGUAGCAUGCGGCAAAGUCUGCUGUGCCUGGGAGGAGCUUUGGGGGAUCAUUUAA
This is a messenger RNA of Mitosporidium daphniae, 705 nucleotides long. RefSeq lists its product as uncharacterized. The transcript is spliced from 2 exons. Lineage: Eukaryota; Fungi; Microsporidia. The coding region runs from base 1 to 705 and encodes 234 amino acids. Gene Ontology annotation, molecular function: rRNA (pseudouridine) methyltransferase activity; rRNA binding. The record is from RefSeq and is a predicted model, not a curated record. Gene Ontology annotation, biological process: rRNA base methylation. Gene Ontology annotation, cellular component: small-subunit processome; nucleolus.